UCCUGACGACCCGUUUCAACGAUCAGUUUGAUAGUGGCCGCUGCAGAGACAUAAGGCGAAUUAUUCCAAAGGAAGAGCAUCCUUCACCGAAAGAAUCUUCUCCGAAGAGUCUUCAGUGAGAUCAUAGAAUAAAAUCCUGCCAAGAAGGAUACUGCUGGAAGCUGAACGAUACCAUAAGUAAAUAACAUGCUUGCGAUAUUAUUAUUAUUGAUACCGAUACUCUCGGGUGACAACACCGAGGCCAGCGUUUUGGUGGCAGACAACACUAUGUCCAGAAUGGUAGAACUGAACGCAGAUGCACCCUUCUGUGCCUUAUAUACGGAUCGCGGCGUCAUCCAGAAGAUGGUACUCGGUGCCGAUCCCAAAAAGGUCCGGCAAAUGUCUAGCAACCUCGUGGCAGACUUGGAGGAGACGUGCAAAGCCUCUCGCGAGAAGGGAAAGAAUCAGCCUCCAGGCGCUGGACUGAUCUAUCCGGGUACUAAAUGGUGCGGUCCAGGCACUCUCGCGACGUCUUACGAUGACCUUGGCCAGCACCGUGGCGAGGAUAUUUGCUGCAGGGAGCACGACCAUUGUCCUAUAACGAUACCGCCGAAUACAUGCAUGAACGGCAUUUGCAACAACGCGCCGUUCACGCGAUCCCACUGCGAUUGCGAUGCCAAAUUCCGUAGAUGUCUGCAAAAUCUUAACUCGGAAGUGGCGAACACUCUCGGAGCUCUAUUUUUUAAUGUGGUUCAGGUGACUUGCUUCAAGGAGAGGCGCCCGUGUUCUCAAUGGCAGAGGACUGGUUACACGGAAUCAGUGUCAAACCGGUUGUGCUCCCAGUACAAAUUCCGACCCAGCGACAAGUACGUCCCGCUAAUGCCCUUGAACGUGAACUAGCUGUUGCGGAUACGCAAGAAGGACGGACCGGAAAGUUUUUGAAGUUAAACAGAGUUCCAACGAGUAGGAUAAUUACGCGCGCAACCCUUUCACGCUGACCCUGGUAAUCGAACGCGUUCACAGUCGUUCAUAAAUUUGCAUUAUUGCUGGAUUUUUUUUAACACUAGUUCCUUAAGGAACUUUUUCCUGGUAAGUGGUUUGAGAUGGUCACUGAUAGAGACGUAUCAGAAUUUUUAUCAGCUCCUUUUCUUCAUCGGGUUUGUCCUCGAAUGCGUGCAGAAAUCGAGGGCAACGAAGGGAAUUGUUUCAGAAUGGGCAAUUCGAAAGUAAAAAAGCGCAAUGCUGACUUGUUGUUUUUACGGUUCGAGGUGAACGGCAAAAUUCUUUUUUGCACUUUCUUCAAGCAAAGUGCAAUUGGAGGUUGCGCGAUUUUUCCUACUCUACUCUUUUAACGUGAAACUUUAAAGGUAGCAGUUUUGGCAUUGACCUUCGAGAAAUUGAUUUAGAAUUUUUCUCAAAGAUCGAAGAAGGUUUCGCUAGAACUACAUCACUGAAAUGGGGUUCGUUUUCUUGCAUAUCACUCGGUGCUAUUGCUGUGCCAAUGCUUAACACUGGCAUUAGCAACGAUUGUCUAUAGAUUAAGAUUUCAGCGUUGAGUCGAUGAAUAUAAUGUGAUGAGGCGGAUUUUGCAUUACGAAAUGAUAAAAAUGAAAGAUCUGUAUAAAUGGUCCACAUCCCUUAAAAAAAUUUCCAAUACAUAUGAUUUUAUAAAAAAAUAGUAAUGAGAUACAACUGAUGCAAGUGUUUAUCAACUUAUACUUGCCAAAACAGCUAUUGCAUCGACUCAUGCAAACAGUACCAAUGAAUAUCACAAGGUUUACGAUUUUCUACUCUCUUUAUAGCUUAGAUUUUUGAAUAUUCAACAAAUCUCUGCUUGAUAUACAUAGUUUUAAAGACCGACGCUAGCUAAAAGCAUCGUAGUUGAUCGGAAACUACUACUUAUUGCUCACUUUUAUCAACCAAGAUUGAAGAGAUCAAUGAACUUAUUGGAAUUUUUAUAGAAGUCUGAGAACAGUGCUUUCUGUUUUUAAUCCCGGUGGCACGUGAAAACGAGUUCAAUGGCCGCAGCACAUUAUGUAUAUCCAAAAUUUUUAAUAGGUAACUGUAAGCUGGGAGCUCGAAAAAAGAGAUUGACCUUGUCGAUUUCAUGCUUCUAAAGAGUUUCUAAUCUCUCCGAAACAUUGUUCAUCCAUUUUCCUGUCGAAAAUUGGUUGCUUCGACUAAUUACCAAGAACCAACGGGAAAACUGCACAAUUCUUACUGUGAUUGAAAUUAUCUACUCAGACCAUAAAAUCGCUGUAUAGUUUUACUCGUAGAAAUAUAAUAUCGUCGGUUCGUUGUUUACGGCCUCGGUGCUCAACUAAUCGAUGAGGCCUCCGCGGGGAGAACCGGAAGUCGUCGCUUGACGACUGUGCGGAUUAUUCGGAUUUUGUAAAUAUCUCGAGAAGGUCAGCCGGGAGAGUGUGCAAUUGAUUGAAUGUGUCGCAUUGAUACGUCGCGUCGGGAAUACCUUCGUUCCCUAAAGACCUUCGAUUGACUAAUGGCACAGUGGCAUCCGGGAUAUUCGAUGUAGACGCAUGAUUUUACCGUUAAGCUUCAUUGAAAUUGUCCGCUUCGAGUUAAAAAAUAUUUUUCAGGAUGAUUCACUACUGUGCCACUGAACGUAAAAUGAAUGAUUUUACAUAUAUUAUUAUUAUAUAUAAUAUAUAGUCUACGUUUUUAACGUUUGCUUGUAAUACUACUGCUCGUAUUAUAUUAUGCUUGUAUACAUUUUGAUCUAUGAUAGUCAUACGGAGAAUAUUUAUAUUAUAUUAUAAA
Molecule: messenger RNA, 2757 nt
Organism: Ceratina calcarata
Lineage: Eukaryota; Metazoa; Arthropoda; Insecta; Hymenoptera; Apidae
Product: acidic phospholipase A2 PA4
Exons: 4
Coding region: 187-879 (230 amino acids)
Biological process (GO): arachidonate secretion; phospholipid metabolic process
Molecular function (GO): A2-type glycerophospholipase activity
Source: RefSeq, a predicted model, not a curated record